Molecule: messenger RNA, 2601 nt
Organism: Talaromyces rugulosus
Lineage: Eukaryota; Fungi; Ascomycota; Eurotiomycetes; Eurotiales; Trichocomaceae
Exons: 13
Biological process (GO): carbohydrate transport; transmembrane transport
Cellular component (GO): membrane
Molecular function (GO): carbohydrate:proton symporter activity
Source: RefSeq, a predicted model, not a curated record
AUCUCUAGGAUCUCUGUCAUGCCCUUUGACUUUCCCCUGAACCUACAGGCCAUGACCCUCGAGAAGCUGCAGUUUGCUCUCCCCGCCGUUUUCACUAUUGGUCCCGACAACGAGCUUGACGCCCUGAAGAAGUAUGCUCUCUUACUCUCCGGAACGACCGAAGGCGAUGAGCAGUUGCAACCCAAGGUUCAUGUGCCCGCCCGUCGCAACCAUGUGCAAGACAUUGUCAAGGGUAUUAUCGAGGGUGAAACCCGUGUCAUUGUCUCCAGCAUGACCAUGGAAGAGAUCUUCAAGGAGCGCCAGAUCUUUAAAGCAAAGGUUAUUGAGAACGUCCAGAACGAACUGCAGCAAUUUGGUCUACGAAUCUACAAUGCCAACGUCAAAGAGCUGCAAGAUACCCCUGGAAGCGAAUACUUUGCUUUCCUUAGCCGCAAGGCUCAUGAAGGUGCUUCUAACCAGGCCAAGAUCGACGUCGCCGAGGCCCGAAUGCGCGGUGAGAUUGGAGAGGCCGAAAAGAAGGGUCGCACCAAACAGGAGAUCUCCAAGAUCGAUGCCGAAACAGCCGUUCUUGAGACCAAGCGCAAGGCGGAAAAAGCCAAGGCCGACUCCGAACUGACCAAUCGUCAAACCGAACUUGAACGAGAUAUUAAACUGGCCAAGAUCACAGCCCAGCGCCAAACGGAAAUGAGAGACGCCGAAUUGCAAAAAUCCGUCGAGUCCGCCCGCGCCGAGACCGAAUUGGAGCGUCUUCGUGCCAGCGAUGUCACAAAGAGCAAGAUCGCCCGUGAAUCUGCUGAGCAACGGGCCGAUGCUUCAUUCUAUACAGAGCAGAAGUCUGCCGAUGCUGCCUUUUACCGUCAGAAGAUUGAUUCCGACGCAGCCUACUACCGCCAGAAGCGUGAAGCAGAAGGUAUUAUGGAAAUGGCCAAAGCAUACCGCGAAAUGGUCGACACCCUCGGCGGCCCACAGGGCUUCCUCCAGUUCAGAAUGAUCGAGACUGGAAUCUACGAGAAAUUGGCCAAGGCCAAUGCUACUGCUUUCCAACUCAGUAAAAUUGACUCAGAAUAUUAUCAACGUCCCAACGAGUGUCCCCACUGGUUGUCCAUAACUCAAAUCGACUAUUUUAUCAUGGCUCGCGAACAAAAUGGAGUGCGCGCCAACUGGAAAUGCUUAGCUGCAUGUACCUUGGUAUCUAUGUCGCCGUUUCAGUAUGGUGUUGACUUUACUUUGAUCGGCGGCUUUCAAGCCAUGGUCGGGUUCCUUCAGCUGUGGAAUGGACCGAUCGCAACUUAUAUCGGACGGAAAUCUGCUCUUUGGGUAGCUUGUUGUUUGAUUUACAUAGCAAACAUUAUUAUGAUGACCACCGAAUCUAUUGGUGCCUUAUAUGCCGGUCGGUUUAUUAUCGGCCUUGGAAAUGGCCUGCUUCUGACUUUUGGGCAACUCUACAUUCAAGAAAUUUCUCCGGCUCGCUAUCGUGGCGUUAUGAUCUCGAUCUUUCAAUGCUGGACAUCUUUUGGCUCCUUGAUUGGAACUAUUGUCGACAACUUCACCGCCAAAAUCAUCGGGAAAAAUAGUUACAUUAUCCCACUAGGAAUCAUCUACGUGAUACCUGUAAUUCUGUGCUUUGGGAUGUUUCUCAUUCCAGAAUCUCCUCGCUGGCUUUUGCAGCAACACAAAAGGGAGCAAGCUCACAAGGCAUUGAUGUGGCUUCGUCCUAGCACUGAAAUUGUCGAAGCCGAAAUGGCUGACAUCCAAGCUGCCCUAGACAUGGAACAGAACCUUGCUGCUAGCGCGUCGAUAUGGGACAUGUUUACCAACCCGGUGGAUCGGCGACGAACCAUCCUCGCUGUCUGCGGCGUAACCCUACAGGCUGCAACAGGGGCUAUGUAUAUGAUUGCUUAUGGUACAUAUUUCUUUGAGAUGGCACAGGUUGGUAGCCCCUUUGAGAAUAGCUGCAUCCUGACCGCGCUGGGCGUGGUGGCUAUCAUGAUCAAUAGCUCUGUUGUAGCAAAAAUCGGUCGACGACGACAAUUCUUAAUGACUGGUAUGACUCUGUGCGGUAUUAGCCAGCUUAUCACCGCAGUGAUCUACACUGUUCAGCCAGGCUUGCCGUCUACUGGAAAGGCUAUUGUUGGGCUGGCGGUGAUAUUCAUCGUUGGAUACAAUGGAAUGGUCUCAUCUUAUGCUUGGGUCUCUGGCGGAGAACUCCCUUCGCAGCGCUUGCGAUCGUACACGUUUGGUCUAGCUGCUGCUAUAGGGUUUCUAGGAGCGUGGCUCACAACUUUUACUGCGCCAUACUUUAUCAAUCCAGAUGCGUUGAAUUGGGGUCCAAAAUACGGCUUUAUCUGGUUUCCUUCCUGCUUGAUCGGUGCUGUCUGGGUGUUCUUCUUCCUACCAGAAGUCAAAAACCGCACUUUGGAGGAAAUUGAUGAAAUGUUCGAGAUGGGAAUCCCGGCACGCAAGUUUUCGGCGUACAAAUGCGUUGGUCGUGCGGCUUUAGCAGCGAUCGAGCAAAAGAAUACUGGUGGUGGUGAUGGUGAUGAUGCAGUGAAUGCAGAAAAGAAGGGAACCACUGCUGAAGAGGUUGAGAAUGUCGACUAG